GCGCCCACGUCACGCCGGCUGCGGGGAGGAUCCGCUCGCUCUCCUCACUGGUCCAGCUCAGCGGCAGCGCAGCCUCGGCGCACCGAGCAACUCAGACAGAAAGGAGGGCACUGAGCUUUCAAGAGCCCCGGCAUCAAAGGCAACACAUCAGGACAAAAAGUAGGAGUCUGCCUUGAGGGAAAUGGAUAAAUGGACGGCGAUCAUUUUCCCCAGCAGAACCGGUUCACUUGUCCCUCCUGUGCUUCUUCUAACGGCAUGAUUUGGAGGAUAUACAUUUUCAGAAAUAGGUAGCUCUCAGUGACUCUUAGGUGAAACAUUCUUAAAUGCAUUUAUUUACAUGUCAAGUGGGAGUUUCUUCGCCAUAGAUGCCCAUACGUUAUGUGAUCUUGAACCAGCGACGCUAUAGACAUGGAGGUUCCCAGCAUAGACUUCUCGGAUGUGGAAAGUUUUCUUGACAAGCACCCAGAACUAUUUGAAGAUUAUCUCAACCGCAAAGGAAGCUACAGCAUGGUGGAGAAAUGGCUCAAGAACCACCAGGCGAACAAAUCUGCCGAUCCGGAUAAAAGCAACAGCAGGAAAGAGAGCUGGGCGAGCACGAGUGACGGAUUGAAGCGGCGGGCAUCGCAGAAGGAGCUGCGGAAAACUUUUGCCAGGUCUAAAGCCAUCAACGCCAACAGGACGUAUGAUGAGCACGUCAACUCCAGGGCCCAGGAACCUCUGACCAGCAUGCGGAGAAGGGCACUGCUGAGGAAAGCCAGCUCGCUGCCCCCGACCACUGCCCACAUCCUGAGUGCACUGCUGGAGUCCCGAGUGAACAUACCCCAGUACCCAUCCACGGCUGUGGAUUUCAAAUACUAUCUCAAAGAGCACAACGAGAGGGAGUUUUUCCUGGAGCUAGUGAAAGACAUCUCCAACGAUCUGGAUUUAACGAGCCUCAGCUACAAGAUCCUGGUUUUCGUCUGUAUUAUGGUGGACGCGGACCGCUGUUCCUUGUUUUUGGUUGAAGGCACGGCCAAUAAGAAGACCUUGGUGUCCAAAUUCUUUGAUGUGCACGCAGGUACCACGGUGUUGCCCUCCCUGAGCAACUCGGACGAAGUGCAGGUGCCCUGGGGAAAGGGGAUCAUCGGGUAUGUGGCUGAGCACGGAGAGACCGUCAACAUCCCCGAUGCAUAUCAGGACCGUCGCUUCAGCGAUGAAAUCGACAAGCUGACGGGGUACAAGACGAAGUCGCUGCUGUGUAUGCCCAUCCGCAACAGCGACGGCGAGAUCAUCGGAGUCGCCCAGGCCAUCAACAAGAACCCGGGAGGGGCCCCCUUCACCGAGGAUGACGAGAAGGUACUGCAGAUGUACCUCCCCUUCUGCGGAAUCGCCAUCUCCAACGCCCAGCUCUUUGCAGCCUCCAGGAAGGAGUACGACCGGAGCAGAGCUCUCCUAGAGGUGGUAAAUGACCUGUUUGAGGAGCAGACAGACCUGGAGAAGAUUGUGCGGAAGAUCAUGCAGCGAGCCCAGACCCUGCUGAAGUGUGAGCGUUGCUCUGUGCAGCUGCUGGAGGAUAUCGAGUCCCCGGUGGUAAAAUUUACAAAAUCCUUCGAGUUGCUGUCCCCCAAAUGCAGCGCAGAUGCAGAGAGCAGUUUUAAGGACAGCCUGGAGAAAUCAUCCUACUCCGACUGGCUCAUCAACAACAGCAUCGCGGAACUUGUGGCUUCCACGGGACUCCCUGUCAACAUCAGCGACGCCUACCAGGACCCACGCUUCGACGCCGAGGCCGAUCAGUUCUCUGGCUUCCAUAUCCGCUCAGUGCUCUGCGUGCCGAUCUGGAACAGCAACCACCAAAUAAUCGGGGUGGCCCAGGUGCUGAACAGACUGGAUGGAAAGCCGUUUGACGACGCAGACCAGCGGCUCUUCGAGGCGUUCGUCAUCUUCUGUGGCCUUGGCAUCAACAACACCAUCAUGUACGACCAGGUGAAGAAAUCGUGGGCGAAGCAGUCCGUGGCUCUGGAUGUGCUGUCCUAUCACGCGACAUGUUCCAAGACGGAGGUGGACAAGUUCAAGGCGGCGAACAUCCCCCUCGUCAGCGAGCUGGGCAUCGACAAACUGUCCUUCGACGACUUCUCGCUGGACGUGGACGCCAUGGUAACGGCGGCGCUGCGCAUGUUCAUGGAACUGGGCAUGGUGCAGAAAUUCAAAAUUGACUAUGAGACCCUGUGCAGAUGGCUUCUUACGGUGAGGAAGAACUACCGGAUGGUGCUCUACCACAACUGGAGGCAUGCCUUCAACGUGUGCCAGUGCAUGUUCUCCAUACUGACUACGGCAGGAUUCCAGGAGACCCUGACGGAGGUGGAGAUCCUGGCUCUCAUCGUCGGCUGCAUCUGCCACGACCUGGACCAUCGCGGCACCAACAAUGCCUUCCAGGCCAAGACGGGUUCCGCCUUGUCCCUGCUGUAUGGUACCUCAGCCACGAUGGAGCACCACCACUUCAACCAUGCCGUCAUGAUCCUGCAGAGCGAGGGCCACAACAUUUUUGCCAACCUGUCCUCCCAAGAGUAUAGUGACCUGAUGCAGCACCUGAAACAGUCAAUACUCGCCACGGACAUCACCUUGUACUUUGAGAACAGAACCAUGUUCUUUGAGCUGGUUAACAAAGGGGAGUACAACUGGAAUGUGAAGGGUCACAGAGACAUGUGCAGGUCAAUGCUGAUGACGGCCUGUGAUCUCGGGGCUGUGACCAAACCCUGGGAAAUAUCGAGAAAGGUAGCAGAGUUGGUCACCAGUGAGUUCUUUGAGCAGGGGGAUAGGGAGCGAUCCGAGCUGAAGCUCACUCCAUCUGCGAUUUUCGAUCGGAACAGGAAGGACGAACUUCCGAGCCUGCAGCUGGAGUGGAUCGACGGGAUCUGUGCUCCGCUGUACGAGACCCUGGUCAAGCUGAACUCCAAGGUCCAGCCAAUGGUGGACAUGAUUCGGGAGAACAGGGCCAGGUGGGAGGAGCUACAUCACUCACGGCAGCUCAUCCAGGAGGGCAGCCCAGGGAGCAGCGACAGGCGCUCGGCCCAAGGCAGCGGCGACCCCCCCAGUGCAGGUUCCCCCCCCAGAAACCCCAGCUAGCUCUCACCCCCGCCUUCCAGCCCCCCCCCCCACCCCCCAUCUACCACCAUAUUUUUGCCUCUUCGCUUUUUUACCUGGAUCUACAGCCUCAAGAAACAAGCCACGCUGUGCAUGCAGGGAGUUUGUAGCGCUCUGCUUCAAGCUUCGGCCCCACCCCCACUCCCCGCCUCCUGUGGGUGGGCCGAGACAUGGGGCUUGAGGUGGAGUCAGGGAUGCAUAAAAAAAACGCUACUUCAUGCAUAGAGACAGCUGCGUGAGGGGUGGGCAGAUGAAGCCCCUCCCUGCAUUAAUCAUCUGGUUGGAUCGCAUGGUAAAGCCCUUCCACUCAGCUAUGAGGACUUGGAGAGCGGGGGAGAGAGACAGCGACAGGCCAGCCCCUCCCUCUACUCUGCUCUCCUUCAGAGGAGAAAUUGCUGGGAUGGAUGUAUCAGCUUAUUUCUUCCCCUUAAACUCUUUCUUAGACCAUAUGUCGCAGAAAUAUGGCGAGAACAUUUUUAUACUGUAUGUAUGUAUUUUCUAAAGGAUGCACUGUGCAAGUGCCAUCUGCUGUCGAUUGUUUGCUUGGCUUCGUGUCAACGAGACCUGUGCAGCCCUGAGAUGACGGGGGCGGUACGGUCGGGCGCUGGGCGUGGCCUGCCUUGCGGCUCCCUGUGCCUUGUUUACUGGUCAUUAAGAGGAAUGCAUGACAUCCUCAGCAUCAGAAACUUCCUUAGAAAAAAAGCGCCGAAAGACCCAGAAACCGUGUCGAUGUGACAUUUAGUUUUAAGCGUUAAUUUUCGUUCAUCAAAACUCUCUCACCGUCUUUGAGCAUUAGUUUAACUUACCGGUUCGAACUAUUUAAAAAGUGCCAUAUGGAGGCCACCUCUAGGGGGCGCCGGUCAUUUACCUUAAACUAAUUUUGCACCAAUGAAAUAAGCUAAACCGCUUGCAGCAAUGGAAACGGCAACACACAGGAAUGUAUUUAUCGAAACAUGUCGAUAAUUAAUUACACUUUAAUUACACGUUUCCUGCACAUCUCCUCCUGGCGGACAUGCAGAGAGAAACGGCAGAGCAGAUGUUUAAGGGUGACAUUGCUGUUCCCCCACAGCUAGUGAUAACUCAGUUAGCACCUUAUUAUAAAGCUGAUUUAAUUUCCAGUAAAGCGGACCAGCACCAAGCUUGCUUACUGCGGUGUUAAUCAAAUGCAGGCUGCACAUGCUGUGAUGAUCUUUAGAACAAGAAAAGUAAAUUAAACUGCACACACAAUACAUAUACACAUCUUACUAGAAGUGGUAUUAAAUAUCACACGCAUAAUUCUUAAAUAACAGAUCAGUCCAAAUCACAUCGUUGUCUUUAGUUAAUGUUAAAUUGUAUAUUACGACAAUAUCGUGGCAGCGGUAAUUUCCCCCUUUUUGCGACAUCUACGUCUUAACUGCAUGGACCAUGACAUGAAAUAGAAGCUAACCGCGGCAGGUACACCAGGCGUAUUGUAAGCUGAUAAUCUUGGCUUGCCGACUGUUAACUCGUCUUUGUACGUGGUUAUGUAAUUUCAUUUGUUAUUCGAAACGUUUUAUCCUUAAAUGAGCUGCAUGGGUUGUAGUAAAGCCUUUUGGGGUGAGUAUCGAGAAAGCCGGGUCCGGUUAUAUUUGUACUUUUGAUUUUUUUGAGUAUGUGACUUCUCCCUUUGCUUUAUAAUAGGCAACUUCUGGGCAGCUUUCUUAUUUAUGUACUCUAGCCAUGAUCUAAGUAUUAUCAGCGAUCAGCAAGCUGACACGAAGGGAACCUUAAACGCAUGAUAUUCGGAAAUUUGCGACGUUUUGUUAAGUUUGUCGAAAUAAAUCUCUGCUGCAAAAAUGGUUUCGUUAAGCCUUCGCCCUGCAUGUAUAUACUGACCCAGACGUUACAAUAUCCGUACAGAUAGCCGUGACACGCACACCGCAUUCGAGACGUGAACACUGAGGAUUGAUGGCUAGUGGGUGGAAAUCUGUGCAGGCAGAUAAUAAUCGAUUAUAGAGCUUUAGUCGAAAACAUACCCUGAGUUUAUAGGAACAAUAUACCACAGUACAACGUAAACAAGGAAAGACAUUAUAUCCACUGCAUGGUACAAAUAAUCUGGCAUCUUGGAGGAAAGUUUACACCCCCCGCCCCCCAAUCUUGGAGUUUGAAUAAAAUUAGCUAAAGACAGGGCACUAUAGACGAAUGAUCAUUUGAGUGUA
This is a messenger RNA of Paramormyrops kingsleyae, 5297 nucleotides long. It is a transcript of the gene pde11a, whose product is annotated as phosphodiesterase 11a. Gene Ontology annotation, molecular function: 3',5'-cyclic-nucleotide phosphodiesterase activity; protein binding. The record is from RefSeq and is a predicted model, not a curated record. Lineage: Eukaryota; Metazoa; Chordata; Actinopteri; Osteoglossiformes; Mormyridae. Gene Ontology annotation, biological process: signal transduction.